AUGGCGCUACUCUUCCUAGUGUCGUUAGCGGUUAUCGUUCAGGGAUACGGGAAGAGCAACGACCCAAACAACGAACCCUUUCUACCGAUAUAUCCGAUUUACCCCUACAGCCCUAAAUUGAUUAAGAGAGGAGCCGAGAAGGAGAGCGUCACGCAGUUAUCUUCGGAAUUAGACGCGCCCAAAGCUGACGCUAAGGACUCCUACAGCACCAGCUUUAACGCAAAUCACCCUCGAGAUCCUUAUUAUCCUAAUUAUCACCCAUAUCCCAAGGUUUCUGCGUCAUCCAGUUACGCGUUUCACGGUUCCCAUCCUUACCGUUAUCCGGUAGAGCCUUACAACGUAUAUAACCCUUAUCCAUCCCCGUACGCGGUACCACCGCCACCGUCUUACACACCGAUACAUUACUCUACCUCUUAUCCCAACUACUAUUAUCAACCUCCCUAUUACUACCCCAAUUAUUACAGCCAGCCUCUAUUUCCCUCGCCACCGUUGCCACCGCCUGCUGUCGAUUACAGCGAUACGUAUUCCGACUCGGAAACCAACGGCAAGAGUAAGAAACAAAGCGGGGAUAAGAGGUACAGAAGCAACGAGGGAAGUCAGUUCGUCGAUGGAAUGAACUACAUUUCCGAGAACCAGAAGGAUCUCGAUAGCCAAUCGAGCACUUAUAAAGCGACCAGUUUGCAGAAUCAGCUGGCACAAACGAGCGACCUGCAGAUAAAGAAACUUUUCUUGCCGAAAACGACCUACAGAGUGAUCAGUGUCGCUGGACAACCGGUAGGCCCAGACUAUCCUCUGCCAGCGGCUUACGUAAAGGCUCAGCAGUUGGAGGAGCUGAUGAACCGCAAUUGGAUGAAAGUAUUGGCGCAAAAUUUGCAACAGGUCUCGGAAUACUCUGCAUCGGAAUCGAACAAACACGUUGCGACUCCGACGAACGAUAACCAAGACCAGAACGAUCGGAGCAAAGAUACGCGCUACGUAUCGGUCCCUAAUAUUAUCGCUAAGACUGGACUCACUUACGUCCUAAAUCCGCAAAAUAUUCUCGAAAAGUUGAACGUCGGACAGACGCCUAGUCCCAUCGUUCAGACCCCAAAGACUCGGUUGAAAAAUAUCAGGUAUCCAUCUCUGAACCCAGGGGUGUAUACCGCGAUCGAGAAGCCCCAGAAGGAUCAAACCGAGACGAACGAGUACGAUAAUUACGAGACCUCGUCUUCCCAGGAUAACCAAGAUUACGACGGUUCCUUGAAUCAGUCUGACAAGCCGCAACAAAAUUACGGGCUAGACACUGACCAGUCUUAUCAGAAUCAAAAUUAUGUCACCGCGCAAACGCCGCGAAACUACAACUACCAGUACAAUAACUAUAACACGCCGCAGACGGUGAUUCAGCGUCAGUCGCAGCUGUACAAGAAUACCGUAGACAAUGUAAAUUUCGGUGCUAAAACGAAAAAGGGUUAA
Molecule: messenger RNA, 1452 nt
Organism: Eufriesea mexicana
Lineage: Eukaryota; Metazoa; Arthropoda; Insecta; Hymenoptera; Apidae
Exons: 3
Coding region: 1-1452 (483 amino acids)
Source: RefSeq, a predicted model, not a curated record